Strongylus vulgaris is the source of this 584-nucleotide messenger RNA. Lineage: Eukaryota; Metazoa; Nematoda; Chromadorea; Rhabditida; Strongylidae. The record is from the annotation of a GenBank genome assembly.
AUGAAAGUUGAAGCAACUAUAAUUCCAGCAGUAAGGGAAAGUAUCGUAACGUGCUUGCGACAAGGAGCGCCGCGCUUGGAGGGUCGUCAGUCGUUUGAAAAUUCACCUAGAAUUGUGAAAUUGAUCACCUAUGGUACUUCUGAUCACAUUACCCUUAUGGAUGCACCAGAGUCGAAUAAUGCAUCGAAGAUACUACCUGGGACUGGUCAAAAAGCUGCUGAGGAUCUGCUCAUUCAAAUGAUCGACAAUGGUCCGCGUGAAUUCGAGUUUGACAGAGUGCAACUCAUUGAGGUUUUGCGCCUAGCAGCCGCUCUUUUCCUGUCGGAAGACACUUUACUUGAGAUACCUGUGCCCUGCAUUAUUUACGGAGACACUCACGGACAAUACUCAGAUCUUUUAAGAUGGUUUAACUUGAACGGUUGGCCACAUGAGACGAGAAGCGUCUUCCUUGGAGAUUUUGUUGACCGUGGCGCACAUGGCGUUGAGCUGUUCACUCUGAUUGUAUGUUUGAAGGUAUGUGUGUAUUAUGCUGAAAAUAUGACAUUUAUCGUAAUUUACCCUGCACGCACCGGGCAGUUCUAAAU